Messenger RNA from Paramecium octaurelia, 492 nucleotides. The record is from the annotation of a GenBank genome assembly. NCBI's taxonomy places the organism in Eukaryota, Ciliophora, Oligohymenophorea, Peniculida, Parameciidae.
UUCAUAUUUGUUAUUAUCAUACGUGGAGAAAAGCUUAUCCGAUUUAAUAGCAUAUAGCAUGCCUUAGACUAGAUAUUAUAAGUCAUCUAAAAUUUGAAAAUAUUAAUCAAAAUUACAUCAAGCAAGUAUUAGAAUAGUAGCCACAAAUGAUUUAGAAUUUGAAAGAGAAGCCAUAAACAUUAAUUAAAAAGAGAAAGUAUCAAAAUUACACUUGAAUCUUAUUGAAAUGUAAUAUGUAAAAAUUAAUUAAUCUUUAUAGAGUGAAUGAAGGAAGGGAGUUAUAGAGUGAAGUUAAAAUAAUAUUUUAAAAUCAUAGUGAUCAUCCUCUUACAUUUUCAAGUUUAAUUUAUGUUAUGUAUAGGAGAAAUCGUAAGUAAGGAUUGAGAUGAUCAAUCAAGUUUUUAGAAAUUGAAGAGGGCCUGAUUACAAUUGAGACCUGUGGGCCAAAUGGAUUUUACGAAAAUUAAAGAAAUUUUAGGCUCUAAAUAUUCG